This is a messenger RNA of Aricia agestis (brown argus), 1926 nucleotides long. RefSeq names its product juvenile hormone esterase-like. The record is from RefSeq and is a predicted model, not a curated record. NCBI's taxonomy places the organism in Eukaryota, Metazoa, Arthropoda, Insecta, Lepidoptera, Lycaenidae. Bases 74 to 1729 code for a protein of 551 amino acids. The transcript has 3 exons.
UGCCGAUGUUAACUGUGUUUUGAUAACGAGUGAAUGACUGUGAUUAUACAGAUAAGUUUUAUUACUUUUGAUCAUGUUAGGUUUCCUCUACGUUCUGUUUUUGAGUUCCGUUCUAGCUGAAGAUGUUUCACGAGUAGUAGUUACUUCGCAGGGAGCAGUGAGAGGUUAUAAGGAUAAAGACCAUGAUUUAUUUGCAUUCUACAACAUACCUUAUGCAACUGCACCGACCGGGACGAACAGAUUUCGGGCACCGGAGCCGGCGCCCACAUGGACCGAUACUUUUGAGGCAGUGAAUCAGGAGAUAGUCUGUCCGCAGAGCGAAUUCAUUUUAAAACAUUUCAGUACAAAAAAAAUGAAAGAAAAUUGUCUUAUAAGCUCUGUUUACGUACCGGACACUGAUCAGACAAAUCUGCCGGUGUAUGUCAUCGUGCACGGCGGAGGCUUCGCGUUUGGCUACGGAGAUCUAAAUACUCCUAAAAAGCUGGUCAGCAGCAAACAAAUUAUAGCUGUGACAUUCAACUACCGCCUGGGCCCACAUGGGUUUUUGUGUUUAGGCACCGAAGAUGUACCGGGGAAUGCCGGCAUGAAAGACCAGGUGGCUCUACUCCGAUGGGUUAAGAAAAAUAUCGCUAAUUUUGGAGGAAACCCUGAUGACGUCACUAUAGGCGGCGGUAGCGCCGGAUCAGCCUCGGUCGACCUUCUGAUGCUCUCAAAAAUGGCCGAAGGUCUAUUCGACAAAGUGAUCCCGGAAAGUGGAGCCAGCGUAGCUCCUUUCGCGAUCCAAUCGGAUCCAAUAGAAUGUGCAAAAGUUUACGGUAAAUUAUUAGGAUUCGAAAAUGUAGAUGAUAUAAAGAAUCUAGAGGAUCAAUUCAAGAGUAUAGAAUACGGCAAACUAUUUACCGACGAAGUAGUUAACCGAACUGACACAUCGUUGCUUAUGUCUCCUUGCGUCGAAAGAGAUUUGAGCCAAGAAAUGUUUCUGAAAGAAGAUCCCGUGAGUAUAAUAAAGAGUGGUGACUAUAGGAAAUUGCCUAUGUUGUAUGGUUUCGCGAAUAUGGAGGGAUUGGUCCGUAUACCGAAUUUCGAGGAUUGGAAACUUAAAAUGGAAAACAACUUUUCAGAUUUUUUACCAUCGGACUUAAAAUUUAAAAAUGACGAGGAACGUGAACGAGUAGCUAAUGAAAUCAAAACUUUUUAUUUUGGCGAUAAAACCGUCAGCGAAAAUGUUUUGGCAUACGUAGAUUAUUUUACAGAUGUUAUAAUUGCCUAUCCGAUCUUAAGAGCUGCUAAACUGCAAGUGGAAGCCGGGAAUGAUCAAAUAUACUUGUACGAGUUCACUUACACCGACCAGAACACCCCGCUAGUACUAGGUACGAACGAGCGUGGGGCUUCCCACUGCGCCCAAACACUAACUGUGCUGGACCCAUUUGAAGCCAAAGACUUGAAUUUCAUCGUAUAUUCUGUGCAGUAUGAAGAAAUCUGUCGAAUGUACAGAGGAGUUUGGCUCAAUUUUAUCAAGACAGGUAAACCUGUUGCGGAGAAUUCGGGUCUUCCGCAGUGGCUUCCAGUUGGUUCGGACGUGUCACCUCACAUGUCUCUCAACCACACCAUGGAGCUCAAAGGACCCCUCCUGAAGGAGAGAAUGGUGUUCUGGGAUGGAAUCUACAGGAACCACUACCGUAUUCCGAUGCCACCUAAUCCUGACACUUAUGUUCAUAGUGAAUUGUAAUUUGAUAAGGAGAGGACCCGCUGUCAAACUAGAAAGUCAACUAAUCAGCUAAGUAAUUUUAGUUGGCUAGAGCCUACAAUGGAUUUAAAAAUCAUCCACCUAUUUUUCAUAGUGUGCGUACUGCGUCUGUAUGUACCUAUUUUUUUUACGAAGGGUAACAAACAAAAGUUAUUUAAGGCAUAAUAUAUCUAUUAAUA